Molecule: messenger RNA, 2372 nt
Organism: Populus nigra (black poplar)
Lineage: Eukaryota; Viridiplantae; Streptophyta; Magnoliopsida; Malpighiales; Salicaceae
Product: GTP-binding protein OBGC, chloroplastic
Exons: 7
Coding region: 35-2026 (663 amino acids)
Cellular component (GO): mitochondrion
Molecular function (GO): magnesium ion binding; GTP binding; GTPase activity
Source: RefSeq, a predicted model, not a curated record
GGACAAACAGGAUCGAUAUCCAGUAAGCACGGAAAUGGCUUCCAUAUCCACAAUAACCACCUCCUCCUUUAUUUCUCUCCAAGCAAUUUCCCGCCCUAAAUCCCCAAAAUCUAACCCUAUCCCUAGCAAAGCCUCACCAAGAAACCCUAAUUCCAACCGAAACCGCAAGCUCAAACCUCAAAAGGCAAAAUUCAAAUCCCCGCCUCAGACAAUCACUUCCACCGCCGGCGAAGCCACUAGUUACACUUGCUUACCUCCUCUAGAAGACUUCACAGUCCCGUCGUUGAACCUAGGAUCUAGACCACCAGAAGAAAUCAAGCUCUCUGAUGCUAAUGUAGUCAAACAGGAUAGUGACAGUGAAUCGCAGCGUUUGGGGACCGAAGAUGGAAUGGAUGGUGAUUUACGUGUGGAUUACGGGCGAUUUGAAGUUAAUACACAUUUCGAAGAGGACGCGGAUUAUGAGUAUGAAAGCGAGGAGGAGGAGGAAGAAGAAGAAACAGUGAAUGGCAAAAGUGUUAAUAGUUAUAAUAGUGAUGGUUUUUAUGAAGGAGAAGAGUUGGGGGAGUUUGCUGACGGAGAGAAUGUGAGUUUGUCAGAUUUCGAGGGUGAAGAAGAAGGUGUGAAGGAGAAGGGAGUGCCGGCUGUAAUGCGGUGUUUUGACCGGGCGAAAAUCUAUGUCAAAGCCGGAGAUGGUGGGAAUGGAGUGGUGGCUUUUCGGCGCGAGAAAUUUGUGCCACUGGGAGGACCGUCGGGAGGGGAUGGAGGGAGAGGAGGGAACGUGUAUCUAGAAGUUGAUAGCUCGAUAAAUUCUUUAUUGCCAUUUAGGAAUAGAGUGCAUUAUAGGGCGGGGAGAGGGUCUCACGGUCAAGGGUCAUGCAUGGGUGGAGCGAAAGGAGAGGAUAUCGUGGUGAAAGUGCCGCCGGGGACGGUUGUUAGGGAGGCUGGGAAUGAGGAGGUUUUGUUGGAGUUGUUGUCUCCAGGACAAAGGGCUUUGGUUUUGCCUGGUGGGAGAGGCGGGAGAGGGAAUGCUGCAUUUAAGUGUGGGAGUAAUAAGGUACCUAGGAUUGCCGAAAAUGGUGAAGAGGGUUCGGAAAUGUGGUUGGAGCUGGAGCUAAAGCUGGUCGCUGAUGUUGGAAUAGUGGGUGCUCCAAAUGCUGGGAAAAGCACACUUUUGAGUGUCAUAAGUGCUGCACAGCCAGCAAUAGCGAAUUAUCCUUUUACUACUCUACUUCCUAACCUGGGUGUAGUUUCAUUUGAUUAUGACUCUACAAUGGUAGUAGCAGACCUUCCAGGUUUACUUGAAGGAGCACAUCGGGGUUUUGGCCUAGGUCACGAGUUUCUACGACACACAGAAAGGUGUUCUGCCCUGGUACAUGUUGUUGAUGGAUCUUCACAGCAGCCAGAAUUCGAAUUUGAUGCUGUUCGUCUUGAGCUGGAAAUGUUUAGUCCUGAACUUGCGGAGAAGCCUUAUGUAGUUGCCUAUAACAAAAUGGACCUUCCAGAGGCAUAUGAAAACUGGCAGUUAUUCAAGGAAAAGCUAGAAGCACGUGGGAUUGAGACUUUUUGCAUGAGUGCUGUGAAGAGAGAAGGGACACAUGAAGUGAUUUGUGCUGCUCAUAAGCUUCUGCAAGAAAGUAAAGAAGCCAAUAAGGGGUCUGAAGGUUGGACCCAUCCGAUAAAUUUGAAUCAUGUAGCUGAUAUGGUACAAAGGCAGCGAAGAGCUCCUAUUAAUGACUUUGAAAUCUCUUAUGACAAUGCGUCUAAAACAUGGCAAGUAGUUGGGGCUGGAUUGCAACGUUUUGUUCAGAUGACAAAUUGGCGAUAUAAAGAUUCUGACACAAGAUUCCAACAUGUGUUGGAGGCUUGUGGCGUGAACAAGUCACUCUUGAAGAUGGGAGUCAAGGAAGGUGACACUGUGAUUGUUGGAGAGAUGGAAAUGGUGUGGCAUGACUAUCCUCAGAGGUCUGGUCUAUCGAAAGUGAAGAGGGGGUCAUUUGAUCCAACCAAAUGGCCAGAGUGGAAGUAACCCUCCAGUUCUUAAUACCAAGAGGAUAUCUGAAGCUGGAGAUUUUGCACUCAAUCUUUCAAAUUAAUGGAGUUGCCUCUAGCAAAGGAAAAUGUAAGUGGAGUUCAAAGCUCAGGUGGCCCAAUCCUGUUGUUGAUAAUGAGAUCUCUUGAGAUAGUGAACUUGAAUCAUAGAUUCAGUACAAAGUGCUAGAGGUCAGUGAUCAAAUCAUUUAUUCUUUUGUUAUUAGCAGGGGCAAUUGUUUAGUCAAUCAUGCUUAAAUUGUAAUAACUAAAUAGGUGGUUUGCGCUACGCCGCGGGCCUGGUUAAAUUUUUCCCAACGUAAAAAAGGGAAUGUUCAGGCAAA